AUGAAAAAAUCAUCUCUUUUGUUAUCACUUGGAAUUCUUCUCUAUGCGAAUCGACAAGUCGAAGCAUACAAAAUUCUGAUGGUGUUCCAAAGCUAUAGUCCAUCGCAUGUAAUCAUAGCCUCCGGAUUACUGAAAGGGUUAGCCAAAAAGGGCCAUGAAGUGACAAUGGUUAGUUCUUAUCCUCAAUUAAAACCAUUGAAGAACUAUAGAGAUGUUGUUGUUUCAACUAAAGAUACAAAUGAUGAUAAAGGUAUGUAAAAUACAAAGCCUUAUAUGCUGCAAAAAUCUUAUGAGCAAACCAAUGCAACAAUGUUAAAUGAGGAAUUUAGGACAAUCAUGGAAGAAGAGACAUUUGAUUUGCUGAUCCUAGGAAUGUCCAAUCAAUUCUUAUUAGGACUAUCUUAUCAUUUCAAGUGUCCAGUGGUUAUAUUAAGCCAAGUUCAGGCGAUGUAUUUGUCAUCCCAACUGGUAGGAAAUCCCCUAAGUUUUGCAGAAACAUCCCACCUUUCAUUAGGAUAUAGAAGCCAAAUGACUUUCAGACAGAGAGUAAUGAACUUUAUUAUGUUUAGUGGUGAAAUUAUCAUGUCAGCUUAUUUCCGCUAUAUGGAUAGAAUUUACUAUGAUUCCAACUUUCCAGCUGGCAAAUAUCCCAGCUUUGAUGAAGCCCUUAAAAAUGUGUCAUUAGUCCUAGUAAAUCAUCACUUUAGCCAAGGUUAUGUUCGACCUUAUGUUCCUGCCAUGGUGGAAAUCGGAGGGAUUCAUAUUGAAGAUGAAAUCGACCCUUUACCAAAGGAUAUCCAGGAAUUUCUAGAUUCUGCAAAUGAUGGAGCAAUAUUCUUCUCAUUUGGAACUAAUAUAAAGAGUUCUCUUUUGCCCCAAGAAAAAAUAGAUGCAAUUCUAAGGACAUUCGGACGUUUGAAGGAAAAAGUAUUGUUCAAGUGGGAAAAUGACAAUCUUCCCAACAAACCAGACAACAUGAUGAUCGGGAAGUGGAUGCCACAGAGAGAUAUCUUGGCUCACAAAAACGUAAAACUCUUUGUAAGUCAUGGAGGAAUGGGAAGUAUCAGUGAAGCUAAGUGUCGAGGUAUUGCUAUGAUUGCGGUGCCUUUCUUCGGCGAUCAAAUGGGAAAUGUAGUUAACAUUGUUAAUGAAGGAUGGGCGUAUCAAUUGAACUUUGAGGAUCUCACAGAAGAAUCUUUCUUGGCUGCUGUAAAAGAAGUUCUGACCAACGAAGUGUACAAAAUAGUGGCUGAAUCUAAUGCGUUGCUCUACAAGGAUCGUCCAAUGUCUGCACUCGAAACGGCCAAUUUCUGGAUAGAAUACGUGAUCAGACAUAAAGGCGCUCGUCAUAUGCAAUCGCAGGCAGUUCAUAUGAAUUUCUGCGUCGAUAAAAGAGCUCAGUUGAGAUCUGAAAUUCGUCAUAUUAAGAUCGCGUACAGUGAAUUUCGGCUUGGCGCCAUCGCAAUGAGGAAGUUAAUUUUACUCUCGUUUUGUGUGCUAGUUUUGUGUAUUGGCUUUGGAGCCAAAGAGGCAGAAUCAUAUAAGAUUCUGAUGGUGUUUCCAAGCUUCAGUCCAUCGCAUUUGAUUGUAGCCUCGGGAUUGUUGAAGGGAUUGGCCAAAAAGGGUCAUGAAGUGACCAUGGUGAGUUCUUUUCCUCAAUCAAAGCCCGUGAAGAAUUAUCGAGAUGUGGUUCUAUCAUUCGGUGACUUUGACAAAGAUUCAAUGAUGGCGGAAAUUGUAAAAAAUCCGGGUAAUCAGAUGCAAAUGAUUUUAAAAUUUCCGUCAAUGUUGAAGAUGGCUUACGAUCUUGCCAACCAAACAAUGUCUAAUACCGAAUUUCGCAAAAUAAUGGAGGAGGAGACAUUCGACAUGGUGAUAUUAGGCAUAUUUGCCAAUACAUUCCUUUCCGGCCUUGCAUAUCACUUCAACUGUCCUCUAGUCGUUAUGAGCCAAGUCCAAGCUGUUUAUAUGACGUCGGAAUUAGUGGGAAAUCCUCUGAGUGUUGCCGAAACGACACACUUCUCACUCGGCUACAGUGGCCAAAUGAGUUUUCUACAGAGAGUAAUGAACCUCGUUUUUUCAAGCAUUGAAAUGGUUAUGACCAAAGGGAUGAGAUACAUGGAUAGAAUUUACUACGACUCCAACUUCCCAGCUGACAAAUAUCCCAGCUUCGAUGAAGCCCUCAAGAAUGUAUCCUUAGUGCUUCUGAACCAUCAUUUUAGUCAAGGCGGUGUGCGACCAUAUGUUCCUGCGAUGGUGGAAAUCGGAGGAAUUUAUAUUGAAGACAAAACUGAUCCUUUGCCAAAGGAUAUCCAGGAAUUUCUGGAUUCUGCAACUGACGGAGCAAUACUUUUUGCUUUCGGAUCUAAUGUGAAAAGUUCUAUUUUGCCCCAAGAAAAAAUAGAUGCAAUUCUAAGGACAUUCGGACGUUUGAAGGAAAAAGUAUUGUUCAAGUGGGAAAAUGACAAUCUUCCCAACAAACCAGACAACAUGAUGAUCGGGAAGUGGAUGCCACAGAGAGAUAUCUUGGCUCACAAAAAUAUAAAACUAUUUGUGAGUCAUGGAGGGAUGGGAAGCUUAGCUGAAGCUAAAUACAGAGGUGUUCCUGUUGUUGGAGUACCUUUCUUCGGCGAUCAAAUGGGCAACAUGGCUUCUAUCUCUAAAGAAGGAUGGGCGUAUCAAUUGAACUUCGCCGAUCUAACAGAAGAAACCUUUACUGCUGCGAUUAAGGAAGUCUUGACCAAUUCCAAGUACAGAGAUUUGGCACAGAGAAAUGCUGAUUUGUACAAGGAUCGUCCAAUGUCUGCACAAGAGACUGCAAAUUACUGGAUAGAAUAUGUGAUCAGACAUAAAGGCGCUCGUCAUAUGCAAUCGCAUGCAGUUCAUCUGAAUUUCUGGCAGAUCAACUCAAUCGACGUGAUCGCAUUCUUACUUGUGGUUUUCAUUCUAGUUAUAAAGAUCUUUAUAGUCACAACGAAGUUCCUCUGGCGACGUUUUAAGAGAAUGUUAUUUGGGAAGAAGCAGAAGACACUCUAAAUUCUUCAACCCUUGGUUUGCCAUGUAUUUAUAUUGACAUAUAAUAUUAAGUCGAUUAAUCUAGUAUUAAAAAAGCCUUUCUAGAAAACGUCCAAUAUCGCCCUAUACAGAAUUGUACAUAUCUUGUUAAAAACUAUAACAAUAUGAGUGAGGGAGUUGUAAUAAAUACUCUAAG
Messenger RNA from Phlebotomus argentipes, 3211 nucleotides. RefSeq lists its product as uncharacterized. The transcript is spliced from 8 exons. Lineage: Eukaryota; Metazoa; Arthropoda; Insecta; Diptera; Psychodidae. The record is from RefSeq and is a predicted model, not a curated record. Gene Ontology annotation, molecular function: UDP-glycosyltransferase activity.